GUGAGGAGGAACAGUUCAGACUGAACUCAUCGCGGGGCGGUCGGCGUCUCUCCCACCCAGACCCAGCAGCAGCACCACCCCCCCCCCCUCCGUGCGCACUCGGGCAGCAGGUACCGGGGGAUGCGAUGACGGACGCGGCCGUGGAGAGCAAGACGGAGCUGAAACAAGCCACCAAAUAUGUCAAGGAGACCGAGAACGUGGCGGAGAAGUACUCCGCCUUGACCGUGAGCAAGAACAGCAGCGACGUGAACAUGAACGUCGGGGAAAUGCCGUCGGCGGCGUUCACCGCAGUCCCCACGCUCAAAUCCGUCAAGAAGAUUCAGUUCGCCAACGCAGAAGACAAGCAGGAGUUCACCAAGUAUCCCACCAAAGCAGGCCGGCGCUCGCUGUCCCGCUCCAUCUCGCAGUCCUCCACAGACAGCUACAGCUCAGCUGCGUCGUACACCGACAGCUCCGACGAUGAAACCUCCCCCCGGGACAAAGCGCAGGUCAACACCCACGGCAGCAGCGACUUCUGCGUGAAGAACAUCAAACAGGCCGAAUUCGGCCGCAGAGAAAUUGAAAUUGCAGAGCAAGACAUGUCUGCCUUGAUCUCCCUGAGGAAGAGAGCCCAGGGGGAGAAGCCUCUGGCUGGGGCCAAGAUCGUCGGCUGCACCCACAUCACUGCCCAGACCGCAGUCCUGAUUGAGACGCUGGUCGCUCUCGGUGCUCAGUGUCGCUGGACUGCCUGUAACAUCUACUCCACUCAGAACGAGGUGGCUGCUGCUCUCGCCGAGACGGGGGUUCCUGUGUUUGCGUGGAAGGGCGAAUCGGAGGAUGACUUCUGGUGGUGCAUUGAUCGCUGUGUCAACACCGAGGGCUGGCAGGCCAACAUGAUCCUGGACGAUGGCGGGGAUUUAACUCACUGGGUGUACAAAAAGUACCCGAGUGUGUUUAAGAAGGUGCGCGGCAUCGUGGAGGAGAGCGUCACCGGGGUUCACAGGUUGUACCAGCUGUCGAAAGCUGGAAAACUCUGCGUCCCGGCCAUGAACGUCAACGACUCGGUUACCAAACAGAAGUUCGACAACCUCUACUGCUGCCGCGAAUCUAUCCUGGACGGCUUGAAGAGAACCACAGAUAUAAUGUUUGGAGGCAAACAAGUAGUUGUGUGUGGUUACGGAGAGGUGGGAAAAGGCUGCUGCACUGCUCUGAAAGCCCUCGGAGCGAUUGUGUGCAUCACAGAGAUUGACCCCAUCUGUGCCCUGCAGGCAUGCAUGGACGGGUUCCGAGUGGUUAAGCUGAGCGAGGUCAUCCGGCAGAUGGACGUGGUGAUAACGUGCACCGGCAACAAGAACGUCGUGACCAGAGAGCAGCUCGACCGCAUGAAGAACGGCUGCAUCGUCUGCAAUAUGGGACACUCCAACACUGAGAUCGAUGUGGCCAGCCUCCGCAGCCCCGAGCUGACCUGGGAGAGGGUCCGGUCUCAGGUGGACCACAUCAUCUGGCCUGAUGGGAAGAGGGUGGUCCUGCUGGCAGAGGGUCGUCUCUUGAAUCUGAGCUGCUCCACUGUGCCUACAUUCGUGCUGUCGAUCACUGCUACAACUCAGGCUCUGGCUCUGAUUGAGCUGUUUAAUGCUCCUGAAGGACGUUACAAACAGGAUGUGUAUCUCCUGCCCAAGAAAAUGGAUGAGUAUGUGGCCAGUUUGCACCUCCCAAACUUCGACGCCCACCUGACCGAGCUGUCUGACGAGCAGGCCAAGUACAUGGGCCUCAACAAGAACGGCCCCUUCAAACCAAAUUACUACAGGUAUUAAUGAGAACGGCUUGUCCCCGUCACACAGUUACCCCGGAAUAAACAGAGAUAUCUAUUUUAUUUUCUGCUAAAGAUGGAGGACUUAUUUUACUUAUGCUGAAUGUAACUUAUUAAAUUGACCUUUAUAGUAGUGUUACAUCUGAGAGAAAGACUUGUAGAAAGCAUAAAAUGUAUCACCAACUAACAUUUGACCUGUCUUGCUGUGUUUUAUGAGAAAACUGCUCGCAUGCUUCAAUGUGUUCGUCGGCACUACCAAUCAUUAACUCACAGCUAUCGUUUUUGUUUGUUUACCGUAUUAAUGCACAGUGCCAAAUGACCGCUGGAAGAAAGACAAAGAGAGAGGAGAUAUUGAUGUUUUGUCUGUCAGGCACAUUUCAUGAGUGCAUUCCCUGAGCCAAAACAAACUCUGUGUUACAACCUGCAGUCUUUUUAGAAUGUUUGUUUUGUAUUAAUUCACUGAAUUUUCCUGUCACGACUCAUGACGCACUUUCAACUUCCGUUCAGCGCAAAAAACUGACAAAGAUGUUUUGUCUCAGCAUGAAGUUCAAGAAACUCUUCCUCCAAAUACAAACUAUCCAAAGUGUUGGAAUGAAAAGUCUCUACAGAUUUUAGAGAUCAUAGCUUUCAGUCAAGUUUUCCAUUUGUGUCUCUGAAGAGGUUUUGAUUGGAUAAUGCCUUCAGGCUAAAUGGCAUGGGUGUGCCUUUCACAUCAUUCACUGGUAAAUUCCAGCACUUAUUAAAAACCUUUUUUUUUUGUGAGACAAAAACAUUUAUGACAGGAAUAUUAAAUGUCUUAAUUCCAUUGCUUCUGCUGGUAAUCUGAUCUCUAAUGUAAGAGCUGUAUGUUGAACAUAAUAUUAGACUCGAUGUCUGGCACAUGAUUGUUGCUGUAUUAUCUGACUUUGUUGGGCCAACUAUGAUAAUAAUGUAUGUGAUCAACACGUCCUACAUGUAUACUAUGUAUUAAAUGAAUGCAUCAAAUUAGCAAUAAAGCAAAAGUUUUUAACAGGAAAG
Molecule: messenger RNA, 2806 nt
Organism: Salarias fasciatus (jewelled blenny)
Lineage: Eukaryota; Metazoa; Chordata; Actinopteri; Blenniiformes; Blenniidae
Gene: ahcyl1
Product: adenosylhomocysteinase-like 1
Exons: 17
Coding region: 126-1793 (555 amino acids)
Biological process (GO): L-methionine cycle
Cellular component (GO): cytosol
Source: RefSeq, a predicted model, not a curated record